UCCGGAACGUGAAGUGAAUCUCCAGAAAAAGGCGAUCGGUGUUGUGGUGAUACAUAGUGACCGCUCCGAGAGAGGUGAGCCUCCGAGGCUCCGCGGUGGUGUAGUGUUUCACUUGUUUUAGGUGCCAGUUACGCAAGGUGACACCCAAGCACACGCAUCACGCGCAUUAGAAAAAACGGCGUUUAAGUGUGCGAUACCAGCCGUCACAAAAAGGCACACGAGGUGCAGCAUAUACCGCGUCACCUUACCGUCAAGUGUUACGCACGAGCGACACGCCAUCAAAAAAACAUCCGAAGCUUCUUCCAGAGCACGCGGGGCCCACGCAACUGCGGACGGUGGCGUGUUCGUCUAAUGACGCGCCGGUCCCCGGCCCAACGAGCGGAACGCGUUCUAACUGAAAGCAUCGAACGGUCAUAAAUUAUCGCACGAAACCUCGAUCAUACAGCAACACCAAUCCUGCAACAGCGACAAAAUGGCCAACGUCCGAUGGCAGCAACAUUCUCCGGUCAGCGGUAUUGCCACGGUGCUUGCGUGUUGUGCCGUGUUUCUAGCCGUGCCCCACCCAUCAGCAGCCUCCGCGAACAGUGUCUUUAAGGCUCUGUCCAUCGGGGCCAGCACGCAAUCCGUCACUUCCAGCACACUGUCCUGGGAGAAGUUUAGUGCCGCCGAAGGCCACAUUGACUACGCCGUGCGAUCGUACGAACCGGAACCGCACUCGAAGGAGAGCCUCGAAACGGAUCAUCUGCACCCACCGAGCUACAUCUGCCGGGUGGAGAUCGAAGGCAUCCUUACGGCCGGCCAAACGGUGCUGUCGGAAGAGACCGGCGGCACGAUCUGCAUCGUGGCGGCCCAACUGUCCGAAGUGGAGCGCCACCACGCGUUCGAAGUGCUGAUCAACAAGGGCGGUGGCGGCAAGCUGCUGUGGCGGCCGUGGGAUCGCUACCAUGCCGGCAUUUUCGGAGGUGCCGUCAGUGCCGGAAUGGGCAAGUUCUCCGAUUACUACAUUGCCCGGCUGAAGCCGGCGCACCAUCAUGGCGGCGCGGCGGGACAUCACUACGUGGUUGGAAACUUUGAUCCAAGCGUCAAGCUUGUUGGCCGCAUCCACGCUCCCCUGCCCGGGUCCAAGUCGAGCACGGAACACGAACACGGUGAAAUUCUGGUCGAGAUCGAACCGGUCAAGUACGAACUGCGGGCGAUCAAGCUGAACAAGCUGCGGACGGUCAUCAAGAAGAACACCACCGUUUUGGGUUCGACGAUCCUUUCGAACAUGGACGAUAAAACGAGCCAGGCGGAAACGGUCAUUACGUACGACUUUGUGAAGGAAAUGUACUGGGGCAAGCACGAUGGCGUCGUGCAGGGUCUGUUCACGAAGGUGUACGAUUCGCGGACACCGCAGGCGACGAACGUAACGUGGGGCAUCAAGAACUCGGAGCGACGGUUCGAGACGAAAGCGGUCAAUACGAUGCUGGACCCGGGUACGGCCAUCAAUGUGACACUGUUCGGGAACUACACCGAAAUGGAGGCACCGUACUCGGCCACGCUAAAGGCGUACUACGACGACAACAGUGAUCCCGUCAGCAGACGGCUGAGCGCAACCAUGGUCAGCCGUGACAUGGAGGACGUGAAGAUCGAGUUCAGCCCGGUCUAUUGGAUCCAAAACGGAACGCUAGUCCCGACGACAACUACCACAACCACGACUACAACCACCACCACAACAACGACGACGACUACGACAACGUCAACCACCGAGCCGACGACCAGCUUGCGUCCGGUACCGAUCAACAGUACUCCAACGGAGGGCGCCAAUGGUGGUGUGAUCGAUGACGAUGGCAUGAGCAACGAGAUCGGCCCACUGAGCAAUGAGCUAAACAAUCGGAGCAACGAAAAGCUCGAAGGCGCCACCGGUGGCUCCCAUCGCAGCCGUAGCUCCACCACCGGAAAUGCGGCCACCAGUCUACGGCCCGUAGCGAGCAUACUCCGUUCGUUGUUCCACCUGCUUCCGGUCAUCGGUUUGCUGCACCUUAUGGCUUAAGGCGGAUGUGACGGAUUUGGCGUAGCGUGUUGCACUUUGUUCACCAGCCCCCUCAUGUUUAUUUUUUGUGAUCUCUCUCAUCUGUUGAGAUCUAUUUUUGACGAGCUUUUUUUCCUUUCCGGCGAAAGAGCAAAACUUUGUUUUUAGUCCUUUAAGCGUCGCAGCCAGUCAGAACUAUGGAUUGAGGAUUUAUGUAUUAAGAGCUUCAGGACCGGUUAUAGGCAGGGCAGGGGUCCGUAGGCCGCCAUUGCUAUUAUGGUGUGCUGGCGCAGCUGUUGUGCACCUAUGAUCCCGAUGCACAUGAUUCCGUACCAAAACCGCCGGUAAUGAAAACCGGUGUCCGAUCGGAUGUUUUGGGGUUUCGUUCGUUUAGAUGUAUGGAUUAAGCUUAGCAUUAGUACGAAAAGAAAGCGACGGAACUGGCGGAGCUAAAACAUUUAAGUAAAAGAACAACGUAACGGUUAAUUGAAUUACUUCUCUUUGUAUAUAGUGCAACAAAAACAAUGUAUGCCCCCACGAUCAUACUGAUCUUCGAGGGGGCAAGCUUUCAAGAGUCCCACCACAUCACCGCAUGCGCCGUGAACUUUAUUUGCUUUCUCAAACCUCAGGCUCCCGGCAGGCAGGCAGGCGUUCGAGUGAUACUCGAACUCGGCCGGUGGUCGGAUUGUUUUCGGUGGAAACAUUCAAGCUUAGGGCAUGGCAGAGAAUCGGUGAAACACAUUCCACGGUGUUGCCGUAGGGCAGUGUUAGGCGAAGUGAAACGCGUGGAAGACGCGUGGAAGUCGCGUGACGCCUUUUGUGGCGUAAAAAAAGAGUGGCGACACAAUUCUAAAUUUUACAACCGACACGAUACUGCACACGUAUCAUAGAAAUACGAAAUGGUUUUUUUUUUUUCAAUCCCCAAAAUAAAACCAAAACCCACUUUUUAUUCACUACACACCUUUCGGCGUGCGAAACACUAUUCAAAGCUAAGCUAAGCACCGACAAAAUGAAUUAAGUUCUCUUCUUUGAACUCACGCUUAUUGAUUAUUUAUUGUGACUAGAUAUGUAUUAAGAGUUUUAGUUCGUUCAAAUCUCUCCCUUUUUAUC
This is a messenger RNA of Anopheles cruzii, 3121 nucleotides long. RefSeq names its product protein unzipped (gene uzip). The record is from RefSeq and is a predicted model, not a curated record. Lineage: Eukaryota; Metazoa; Arthropoda; Insecta; Diptera; Culicidae. The transcript has 7 exons. The coding region runs from base 473 to 2032 and encodes 519 amino acids.